AAAGAGAGCAAAUAUAGAAAAAGAAAAAUCAUCAUUUUGGAUGGGUAAUUUAUUUGGUCAAAUAUCGGGAAUUUGCCGCAUCCUUUUCCCAACGUUUUCCAGAUCGACCGAGUUUUCUUUUCUCAUUUCAAUUGUAUAAUGCGAACUCCGGCCACCGAGGCUGUUCUUUUCUUCUUUUGAAUACAAUUCACAGCAAAAGAGAUAUUCCGGAGACUUCAUUCAAUCAUGAGAUUCCAUAUCUCAUCUCCAAUUUUUCCCUUUUUGUUCAUCUCUCUUCUUCUUCUGAACACAGCAUCCCUCCACAGAGCUGAAGUUUUAACCCUAACUGCCGACACCUUCUCCGAUAAGAUAAAGGAAAAGGAUACUGUAUGGUUUGUGAAAUUUUGUGUUCCUUGGUGCAAGCACUGCAAGAAUUUAGGAUCAUUAUGGGAGGACCUGGGGAAGGCAAUGGAAGGUGAGGAUGAAAUCGAGGUUGGAGAAGUUGAUUGUGGUUCUAACAAACCAGUUUGUUCUAAAGUUGAUAUUCAUUCAUAUCCUACAUUUAAGCUUUUCUAUGAAGGUGAAGAAGUUGCAAAGUAUAAAGGGCCCAGAGAUGUUGAAUCUCUCAGAAUCUUUGCUCUUGAAGAAUCUGAAAAGGCAGCAGCAAAAGCAGAAGAGGACAGUGACAAAGAAUUGUGAUGAUAGUGUUGGACUAUAUACACUUGAUGCUCUUGGCAUCCAGAAACAAUCAAUCUAGUUGUUCGUGAACUAGACCAUUGAUCAUCAUGGUCCUAUUUGCACUAUGAUUAGAAUGCUUAAAUUUGGAUAGAGAUUUGGACCAUGAUCUCGGUGACAUUGUUUGCCCCCCCUUCUGUUUAGACUUCUUUUUCUGACGUUUAUUGUCUGGCUGCCUUUUUGGUUGGGAUAUGCCAAAGAGAGGUAACAAAUAUGGGAAGUAGAGAAUUUUGUACUUAAUAGUUUGAUUAUAUAUAUACCUUAAACUUACAUUAUAUGCAGACUAUUUAUUUGAAA
Messenger RNA from Cucumis melo (muskmelon), 1011 nucleotides. Its product is annotated as protein disulfide-isomerase 5-1. Gene Ontology annotation, cellular component: endoplasmic reticulum. The record is from RefSeq and is a predicted model, not a curated record. Bases 226 to 678 code for a protein of 150 amino acids. NCBI's taxonomy places the organism in Eukaryota, Viridiplantae, Streptophyta, Magnoliopsida, Cucurbitales, Cucurbitaceae. The transcript is spliced from 5 exons. Gene Ontology annotation, biological process: protein folding. Gene Ontology annotation, molecular function: protein disulfide isomerase activity.